AGGCUAAACACCAAUGUCUUUUUCUUGAGAGCCAACCAGCCUCAGCGCGCGCGCGCGUGUGGUGGCGUCGGGGCUAGAGCAGCAGCGAUGGCGGCGUCCGUGGCCUUCUCCCCCGCAUGCAGGCGGCUCCCCUGCAACCCCCUCUCCGCCUCCACCGGCGCACUGUCUCUCGUCCGCCUGGCGGGAUGCUCCAGGCGCCUCCGCCGCGCCUGUGCCACGGCGGAGCCGUCCGACGUGCUGCCGGGAUCCGGGGCCGGCGAGCUGGACGGGCUGGUGCCGGCAGGGCUGCUCGAGGAGCUGCCGGAGGGCCUCGCCUUCCAGGGCGCCCCUGACGGCAGCGGAGGCCACCCGAUGCUCGACCGCGGCAUCAACGCGGCCAUCGUGCUCGGCGCCAUCACCUUCGCGCUCACCAAGCUCCUCACCGUCGACCACGACUACUGGCAUGGGUGGACAAUCUUGGAGAUCCUGCGGUACAUGCCACAGCACAACUGGUCGGCGUACGAGGAGGCCCUCAAGGCCAACCCGGUUCUUGUCAAGAUGAUGAUCAGUGGCAUCGUCUAUUCCCUCGGCGACUGGAUAGCCCAGUGUUACGAAGGGAAGCCCAUCUUCGAGUUUGACCGUGCUCGCAUGUUCCGGUCUGGCCUCAUAGGGUUCGCCCUUCAGGGAUCCCUUUCGCACUACUACUACAAUUUCUGCGAGUCGGUGUUUCCGUGCAAGGAUUGGUGGGCUGUACCUGUCAAGGCUGCAUUUGAUCAGACAGCUUGGUCUGGGCUGUGGAACACCAUCUACUUCGUCGCCUUGGGAUUCCUUCGGUGGGAAUCUCCGUCCACCAUAUUCAGCGAGCUCAAGUCCACCUUCUUCCCCAUGCUUACUGCAGGAUGGAAGCUGUGGCCAUUUGCACACUUAAUUACAUAUGGUGUGGUUCCUGUCGAACAUAGACUUCUCUGGGUCGACUGUGUCGAGAUAAUCUGGGUCACCAUCUUGUCAACUUACUCAAACGAGAAAUCUGAAGCAAGGAUCUUAGACGAUUCCUCCACAACAGAUACGCGGGACAACUCCAGAUAGCACGUACUUCAUGUUUUGUUGUUUUAUACUCCCUCUGUCCGAAAAUAUAAGAAUGUUUUUAACACUACACUAGUGUAAAAAACGUUCUUAUAUUAUGGAACGGAGGGAGUAGAUUGGAACAACAGAAACUGCUCCGGCUUGCUUUGAGAUUGUAUAAGUUGUAUGUACAGUUAGUUACCAGUGCUGCGUGUGUAAAAAAAACCUUGCAUCUAUUGCAAACAAAUUGUGCUGGCCAAACAAAACAGAAAAUAAAUGGUCUCAAGGGAGAUCAACUGAUGAAAAUUUGAGUUGUGCAGCAACCAUGA
Molecule: messenger RNA, 1370 nt
Organism: Triticum dicoccoides
Lineage: Eukaryota; Viridiplantae; Streptophyta; Magnoliopsida; Poales; Poaceae
Product: protein SYM1-like
Exons: 7
Coding region: 88-1065 (325 amino acids)
Cellular component (GO): membrane; cytoplasm
Source: RefSeq, a predicted model, not a curated record